This is a messenger RNA of Aspergillus candidus, 1495 nucleotides long. RefSeq names its product putative C2H2 finger domain protein. Gene Ontology annotation, molecular function: DNA-binding transcription factor activity. The transcript has a single exon. The record is from RefSeq and is a predicted model, not a curated record. Bases 37 to 1401 code for a protein of 454 amino acids. NCBI's taxonomy places the organism in Eukaryota, Fungi, Ascomycota, Eurotiomycetes, Eurotiales, Aspergillaceae.
GGAUCCUCCAUUCCAUCCGGUAUCUAUAUUUCAACCAUGGAGCGAUUCCCCUCCACCCCCGUCUUUGCGGACUAUCCGCGCAUCGAAGACGGCUCGCCCGUGCAGGACUAUGAGCUCUUCCCGCCGGAAUCGCGCGCUUACGCGGGUCCCUGGCCCGACGCCUCUUACAUCCAUCCUCAGAAGCAGCUGUACCCCUUGGAUGCUCCUCCCAAAAGCCCCUUCCUUUCUCCGGCCCCCUGGUACGGCUCGACGGGGCUGCCGCACGGGCUGCCGCACGGGAAGCCGGCGCCCAUGUCCGAUUAUUCCUCUUGGGGCUCCGAUCUAUCCACCACCUCCGGCGCCGAUAGUCCGCGCAGCACCAGCGGCAGCUGGGUCGGCGGUGCCCCUUGCUACAUGUCACCCCCGUACACCAGCGACGACGCCAUGCUGCAAGUUCCGGACCACUGGGGGUGCCCGUCGCCCGUCGCUAGCAGCUACCCAUCCGUGUCCCCGGCGCAGGUCUACUACCCCGAUCCGGAACCCAUUGUGAGCAUGGAGGCCCAUCCGGUGCCUCUCAUGCGCGACACGCCCCCGGCGUUGGUCUAUCCCACGGCAACCCACCCGGAGGAGCACCAGCUUCCCGUCCUGGAACUCGUUCCCGAGCACGACACGGAUGAUCUUGCCUCUCCACCACCAAGCCAAUCACCACCGCGCCGCCAGAAGUCCAAACGCUCCUCUGGUGGCGUGGUGAAGGACAUCACUUCCCGCAAGGACCCCGCCCAGAUGACCGGAUCUGCCUCGCGCUCCGUUGCCAAGCCGCGAGGUAAAAAGGGCAGCAGCACACCCAGCCGCAUUUUCAUCUGCAGCUUCUCGCACUACGGCUGCCGCAGCACCUUCACCUCCAAGAACGAGUGGAAGCGACAUGUAUCCUCGCAGCACGUCAAGGUGGGCUUCUACCGAUGCGACGUCGGCCGCUGCAACACCAACAACCUGCGCAAGCUAGCAUCCGCGCGCGGCACCUCCGGCGACGAAUCCCGCCUGUCCAACGACUUCAACCGCAAGGACCUCUUCACCCAGCACCAGCGCCGCAUGCACAGCCCCUGGGUCACCCGCAACAGCAAGCAGCCCGUUGCCAGCGACGAGCGCCAGGCGUUCGAAGAGACCCUCGAGGGCGUCCGCGACCGAUGCUGGCAGCAGCAGCGCACGGCGCCCGAAAGCAGCCGCUGCGGCUUCUGCGGGCAUCAGUUCUCGGGCCAUCUGAGCUGGAACGACCGCAUGGAGCACGUGGGCCGACACUUUGAGAAAGGCGACUUCCAUCCCCAUGCUGAGCAGGAGGACCCUGCGCUGCGCCAGUGGGCGAUCGAGGAGGGUGUCAUUGAAACCGUGAGAGGACAGUGGCGGUUGACGUCUGACAUGAAGUGAUUUUUUUAUUUUCUUUUUUUCCUUUGUCUUAUCUUUCCUUUGUCUUAUCUUUCCUUUUUCUUCCCCUUGGCCUUCCUUUUCUUCGGUUAUUUCC